CUGAACUCUUGUGUCUUGGCAUGCUUAUUACCGUUUAUGUCAAGGCUCGGCCCGCAGACGACCACGACGAUGCCCUCGCGUUUGGCCCUGGAGGCAUCCAGACGGAACAUCUCUAUCUGCUCGAGGCUAAGCGUUACGGCAAGACCUUGGUACCAAUCUUUGGCUACGUCCCUCCUACGGUCGCGGUACGCGUGACUAAUAGGCUCGCAUGAUUAAUGUAAACCCUUGCCAUCCCAGUUCGACAAGCCUUUCGCCAUGACAUUUUAUACAUCAAUAGCGAUGUUCUCUGGCUCCCUGGAUGGUACUUUGCCCACUAGACUCACGACUGUUAUUCCAAUGCUUUGCUGAGGCCGCGACGCAGCGGCUAAUCUCCUCUGCGGGGGCCAGUCAGUGUCGCUGCUGUGAGCGAUCGA
Messenger RNA from Phanerochaete carnosa HHB-10118-sp, 413 nucleotides. RefSeq lists its product as uncharacterized. The coding region runs from base 21 to 212 and encodes 63 amino acids. The record is from RefSeq and is a predicted model, not a curated record. Lineage: Eukaryota; Fungi; Basidiomycota; Agaricomycetes; Polyporales; Phanerochaetaceae. The transcript has a single exon.